AUGAAUUUGGUGCUAGCGGUUUUUGCAAUCCUAUUGGUAAGCUUUCUUUGAACUUUUCAUAAAUCUGGUGAAAUUCUGGCUUCUCAUAAUGUUUUUCAAAAGAAGAACCAGAAAAAUAAAUUCAUUUUACAGCAAGCCGCUCAAGGUGAAAUUGACAACGCAAUUGUCGGAGAUCCUUCAGUCGAGUGUGGUGAUGACUUUUUUGAAGUAUUUUUUAAAUAUUCCUCAAGAAUCCAAGAACGAUAUGAUUUAUAGGUGAAAUUCGACACGAGGACAACGUUCCAUGGCAUCGCAUUUGUGCAGAACCACCUCGACAAUCCGGAUUGUCGCACUUUUGUCAGAAAAGAUGAAUCUGCGAAGAACAGCAGUCUAAGGCUGACAUUCGAUCAGUGCGCCAUCGAAAAACGACUUUCGGUGAGUGAGUUUCCGGUUCUCUGUUGA
Messenger RNA from Caenorhabditis sp. 36 PRJEB53466, 441 nucleotides. NCBI's taxonomy places the organism in Eukaryota, Metazoa, Nematoda, Chromadorea, Rhabditida, Rhabditidae. The record is from the annotation of a GenBank genome assembly.